Anolis carolinensis (green anole) is the source of this 1757-nucleotide messenger RNA. RefSeq names its product agmatinase (gene agmat). The record is from RefSeq and is a predicted model, not a curated record. Bases 238 to 1200 code for a protein of 320 amino acids. Gene Ontology annotation, molecular function: agmatinase activity; metal ion binding. The transcript is spliced from 5 exons. Lineage: Eukaryota; Metazoa; Chordata; Lepidosauria; Squamata; Anolidae.
UAUAAAUAAAUAUAUAUAUAUGCAUACACACACACACAUAUAUAAUCUUACUAAACUCAUUGUAGCGAUGCCGCCAUAUAUAUAUUAUAUUAUAAUUAACUAUCUAUAUAUAUAUAUCUAAUGACUUGCUAAACUCACGGCAGUGACGCCUCCUCCGCAGUGUUUUCCGCGACAACCUUUGAGCCUUUGGUUUGCUUUGUCAAGCUGCCAACGAGCAGCCCCGUCGGGUCCGAACGCAUGGGGAGGAUGCAGGCUUUGCUUCCUCCGGGGCCCCGGACCCUCCGGCGGCUCCUGACCGGGCUCAGGACCGGGUCCGGCUCCUCUGAAACCCUCCGGCGCUCAGCCUCGGGGAGCGGCUUCAACGUGCCCCCCAGUGCGGAGACCCAGGCCCGUCCGGUGGGGGUCUGCUCCAUGCUCAAGCUCCCCGUCCAGAGCUCAGCCGACGGGCUGGACGCUGCCUUCGUCGGGGUCCCGCUGGACACCGGAACCUCCAACCGACCCGGAGCCAGGUUCGGGCCCCGUGAAAUACGGGCCGAAUCGGGGAUGUUGCGGCGGUUCAACCCAAGCACCGGGGCGGAUCCGUACCAUUCCCUCCGUGUCGCCGACAUUGGGGACGUCAACGUCAACUUGUACAACCUGGCGGACAGCUGCAGGCGGAUCCGGGAGGCCUUCCGGAGGGUCGUGGCCGGGGGCUGCGUGCCUCUGGCGCUGGGAGGAGACCACACGAUCACCUACCCCAUCCUGCAGGCGGUGGCGGAAAAGUACGGCCCCGUGGGUUUGGUGCACGUGGAUGCCCACACUGACACCGGGGACCAGGCCCUCGGAGAGAAGCUCUACCACGGGACCCCCUUCCGGCGCUGCGUCGACGAGGGUCUCCUGGACUGCCGGCGGGUCGUGCAGAUCGGCAUCCGGGGCUCCUCCUACUCGCCCGACCCCUACAAGUUCUGCCGGGAGCAGGGCUUCCGGGUGGUGCUCGCGGAGGACUGCUGGGGGAAGUCUCUGGCCCCGCUGAUGACGGAGGUGCAGGAACAGAUGGGUCGCAAGCCCCUCUACAUCAGCUUCGACAUCGACGGCAUCGACCCGGCUUAUGCCCCGGGAACGGGGACCCCCGAGAUCGCGGGACUCACCCCGGCGCAGGUAACACAGCCCUUCUGGGAGCCAACCUGCUCUUCGAAAUGCUCUGCUCUCUCCCACAAGUGAAGUCGGCGUAAAUGUCUAUCCUAGGCGGAAGUGAUUCGGUGAAAAAUCCAUGGAUUCGGGCUCGAUCCUUUGCUGUGUGUCCUCGUUUGAGUCGUUCCCAACCAACGGCAAAGCUAUUGUGGGAUUUCCUUGGUGAAGUUUACUCAGAAAAGGCUUGCUUCCCUCCGAGACGGAGAGAGGGUGACUUACCCAAAGCCGAGCAGGGAUUCGAACCCUGAUUCUCAUAGUUUCGAUGCUGAAAAUUAUGCCGAACUAGGACACAGAAGUAUCGCCAAGAAGCUGACCAAAGACUCACCUCUCUUACAACUCGCUCCGGCUACAAAAAAACAAGAUUUCCCCCCUAAGAAAAAUACAGGAUAAUAUAUUUUCUUUCUUUCUUUCUUUCUUUCUUUCUUUCUUUCUUUCUUUCUUUCUCACAAACCACACAGUUGGGUCGCGCGUUGACACAAGUUUAUUUUCCUAUUUUUGCCGAUCCGCACGCCUUCGAAGCGAAACAAAAAAAAUACUAGAAUCAGUACUUGUUUACAAAUGCAAAAUAAAGAAUCUUGUCCAAUAAA